This is a messenger RNA of Cataglyphis hispanica, 8409 nucleotides long. RefSeq names its product ATP-dependent helicase brm (gene brm). The record is from RefSeq and is a predicted model, not a curated record. Lineage: Eukaryota; Metazoa; Arthropoda; Insecta; Hymenoptera; Formicidae. Gene Ontology annotation, biological process: positive regulation of transcription by RNA polymerase II. Gene Ontology annotation, cellular component: nucleus. The coding region runs from base 212 to 6490 and encodes 2092 amino acids. Gene Ontology annotation, molecular function: transcription factor binding; histone binding; ATP-dependent chromatin remodeler activity. The transcript is spliced from 17 exons.
AAGAUGGCCGAUAGCGUGUUGCUCUCGGGAUUGUUCGGCAUCGUCGUGUAGCGUGUAGCUUUUUCGCGGGCAAUUGCAGGUUCCCGCGUGAAUUUUUGACAGCGCGCGCGUGUAAUGGCACGCGUGGGAGCGAAUCCGGCGAUAACGUGAAGCUUUGUAAAGAUAGUGAUCUUCUUACUUGAAUAAACUGGAAUCCUUCGAGCAUAAUAAUAUGGCGAGCCCCUCGCCCCAGUCAUCGCCUAUGCCACCUCCGCAAGCCCCUAGUCCGAUGGGCCCUCCGCAACAGGCACCCUCUCCGUCUGCGCAAGGCAGUCCAAUGGGACCACCACAGCAUCAUCCUCACAGUCCAACACAGGGUUAUCAAGGUGGUCCACAGAUACCCUCAGGAGGACCACCUAUGUCGCAACCGCCACAACAGCCUCCACCUCAGCAACAGAAUUAUCCGCCUCAUCCACAGCAAAUGCCACCUAAUAUGGGUCCACAGAAUCAAGGUCCAGUCGGGCAAGUACCUACUUCUCAGCAGGGUCCCGGAGGACCAAUGGUGCCCGGUCAAAUGGGCCCGAACGGACCACAAAGCGGAUCACACAUGAUGCAAGCUGGUCCGAAUCAAAUGGGUUCUAAUGGACCUGGACAGAUGGGUCCCGGUGGACCCGGACAAAUGGGACCUGGUGGACCUGGUCAAUUGGGUCCUGCAGGUCCUGGACAGAUGGGACCGGGUGGCCCCGGACAAAUGGGUCCAGGAGGUCCUGGGCAAAUGGGUCCGUCUCACAUGGUACAAGGUGGAGGUCCUCCCAGUGGUCCUCAUAUGGGACAGAGUGGACCAGGGCAAAUGGGUCCAGGUAGCGGACAGAUGGGCACCGGAGGCCCUCAAAGCUCGCAGAUGGGAGGCUCUGGGCCAGGGCAUAUGGGUGGACCUCCAAGUCAUAUGAACGCAAGCGGCCCACCAGGUCAUAUGACUACCGGCGGUCCGCCCGGACCGGGACACAUGAGCGGUGCAGGACCUCCAGUAUCAGGACAUAUGAACGCCAGCGGACCUGGAUCAGGACACAUGAAUGCUAGCGGUCCUUCUGGACCGGGUCACAUGAACACUAGUGGACCUCCUGGAUCGGGUGGUCAUAUGAAUGUCGGUCCUCCAAUUCCAAGUCAUAUGAACGCGAGCGGUCCGCCAGUGUCCGCGCAUAUGAAUGCAAGUGGCCCAGGAAGUCACAUGGGUCCAGGUGCUCCUGGUCAGAUGUCCGCGAGUGGUCCCGCUGGUCACAAUAUAGGUCCAGGUGGUCCGAAUCAAAUGGGUCCGGGUGGUCCGAAUCAGAUGAUACCUAUCAGCCAAGCGCAAAUGGGGCCUAGCGGACCGAUGGGUCCCGUAGUAUCGACAGGACAAAUUGGGCCAAAUGGACCUGGACAAAUGGGUCAUAAUGGACCGUCGCAGAUGGGCCCGAACGGACUUACGCAGAUGAGUAUGAGCGGACCACCUGGACAGAUGAGUAUGAAUGCACCAGGCGGACAGAUGGGACCUGGUGGACCAGGUAAUCAAAUGGGACCUGCCACACCAGGCAACCAAAUUGUACCAGGUGCGCCAAAUAAUCAAAUGGGACCUGGCGGUCCAGGUGUACAAAUGGGAUCAGGAGGUGGUCCUGUCAGUCAAAUGGGACCGAAUAGUCUUGGUCAGAUGGGUCCGGGAAGUAGUCCAGGAAACGUGCCAAUGACAAAUAGUGGACCGGUAUCUAUGGGUCCGACGAGUGGACCUAAUGGACCUACCAGCGUAGGUGUAGCCAGUGGACCUGGUGGACAAAUAACUUCAAACAGCGGUCCCGGAGGACAAUUGGGCGCAACUGGCCCUGGAAGCGGUUCUGGAGGACAGAUGGGAUUAGGAAACGGUCCCGGUGUGCAAAUGAAUGCCGGUAGCGGACCAGGCCAAAUGACACCCGGAAGUGGUCCCGGAGGGCAAAUGGGACCAGGCAGCGGACAAAUGGGACAUGCCGGUAAUGUGCCCGGAAGUCAAAUGGGACCAGGAAGCGGACCUGGUGGACAGAUGGGACCAGGAAGCAGCCCCGCUGGUCAAAUGGGACCAGGAGGACAAAUUCCAUCUGGUCAAGGACAAAUGAUGCAAGGAGGUCCGGGUGCUCAAAUGGGUCCGAAUGCUCCUAGCAAUCAAAUGGGGCCUGGCGGACUGAAUAGUCAAAUGGGACCAUGCGGUCCAAAUAAUCAAAUCAGUCAUAUAAACGUGAGUGGACAAAUGGGUCCAAACGGUCCGACCAAUCAACCUCCUACCACGCAAAUAGGUCCCGGUAAUCAAAAUCAAGGUCAAGUUCUUGGUACCACGGCACCAAUAGGAUCAGGUGCUCCGGUAAAUCAGAUGAGUCAAACUGGGAGUGGACAAAUUGGCCCUACUGGACCUUCAGGACCUCCAGGACAAGAGAAUCUGAAUGCGCUUCAAAAAGCGAUUGAUUCUAUGGAAGAAAAGGGACUACAAGAAGAUCCACGGUAUUCUCAAUUGUUAGCUUUAAGAGCUCGUCAAGGCAGUGGCAUUGAGAAACAACCCUUUAGUUCAUCGCAAUUACAGCAAUUACGAGCUCAAAUAAUGGCAUACAGAUUUCUGGCAAGAAAUCAGCCAGUACCUCAACAAGUUGCAGUAGCUGCGCAGGGUGGCGCUCCUCCUCCUCCAGGGAUGGGUCAACGCCCUAUAGAUCCGUCUCAAGGCCCUGCUACAACAGCUGGGCCACAAAUACCAGGUCCGAAUGUUAUUGGUCCCGCAGGUCCUACUCCUAGACCCGGUUGCCAAACGCCGCAACAGCAACAGCAGCAACCUCAGCCUGGCACUAAAACCAACAGAGUGACGAGCGUGGCAAAACCCGUUGGAUUAGAUCCAUUGUUAAUAUUGCAAGAACGAGAAAACAGAGUAGCAGCUCGUAUAUCGCUUAGAAUGGAGCAACUUAGCAAUCUACCAACAAAUAUGCCAGAAGAUCUUCGUAUACAAGCUCAAAUCGAACUGCGUAUGCUUAGAGUACUGAAUUUCCAAAGGCAAUUAAGAACAGAGAUAAUAGCGUGUACCCGAAAAGACACUACCUUAGAAACCGCAGUGAAUGUGAAAGCUUAUAAACGUACGAAACGGCAAGGAUUGCGCGAAGCUAGAGCCACCGAGAAAUUAGAGAAGCAACAGAAAUUGGAAGCAGAACGUAAACGAAGACAAAAACAUCAAGAAUUUCUUAGUUCCGUGCUGCAACAUGGCAAAGAUUUCAAAGAAUUCCAUCGCAACAAUGUCGCAAAGUUGGCUAGACUUAACAAGGCAGUGCUCAAUUAUCAUGCAAAUGCUGAACGGGAACAGAAGAAAGAACAGGAACGCAUUGAGAAGGAGCGUAUGCGUCGCCUUAUGGCGGAAGAUGAAGAGGGGUAUAGAAAAUUAAUUGAUCAGAAGAAAGAUAAACGUUUAGCUUUCUUGCUAUCUCAAACGGACGAGUAUAUCAGCAAUCUCACGGAAAUGGUUAAACAACACAAAAUAGAGCAAAAGAGGAAACAAGUUGAGGAACAAAAGCGUAAGAAGCAAAAGAAGAAAAAACUACAAGAUGGUGAGAAUGCUGAAGACGGUAAUGCCAAUGAUGAUACUCGUGUCGGAGUAAUAGAUACAGCCACAGGUCGCACAUUAACAGGCGAUGAAGCACCAUUGAUGAGUCAAUUGUCAGCCUUCUUGGAGGCACAUCCUGGAUGGGAACCAAUUGAAUCAGAAAGUGAAGAUGAUGAAGAAGAUGAUGAAGAUGAGAGUGAGGAUAAAUCUGAUAGUAAGUUUUUCAUUCUUGGAAACUUCUUUCACAUAUUUUUUGCUAACUUUAUUUAUGAAAUGCGAAUUAUAGGCAAGGAUAAGUCUACGGGUGAUUCUGAAGAAGAAAAAGUAAAAAAGACAAUACACAAGGCAAAGGUGGAAGAUGAUGAAUAUAAAACAGAGGAACAGACAUACUACAGUAUUGCUCAUACUGUGCACGAAGUAGUUACGGAACAAGCAAGUAUUAUGGUGAAUGGAAAACUAAAAGAAUAUCAAAUCAAGGGAUUGGAAUGGUUAGUUUCGCUAUUUAAUAAUAAUUUAAAUGGCAUUUUGGCAGACGAGAUGGGUCUCGGUAAAACAAUUCAGACCAUUGCUCUGGUAACAUAUCUUAUGGAAAAGAAGAAAGUCAAUGGUCCAUUCCUUAUCAUUGUUCCAUUAUCAACGUUAUCGAAUUGGGUUCUCGAAUUUGAAAAGUGGGCACCGAGUGUUGUCGUGGUGUCGUAUAAAGGUUCUCCGGCUGGCAGAAGAGCUAUACAAUCUCAGAUGCGAGCCACAAAAUUUAAUGUUCUAUUAACAACUUAUGAAUAUGUUAUAAAAGAUAAGGGUGUAUUAGCGAAAUUGCAAUGGAAAUAUAUGAUUAUCGACGAAGGACAUAGGAUGAAGAAUCAUCAUUGCAAACUUACUCAAGUGUUAAAUACGCAUUACUUAGCCCCUCAUCGAUUGUUAUUAACCGGCACACCAUUGCAAAACAAACUGCCAGAACUGUGGGCUCUUUUGAAUUUCUUAUUACCUUCGAUCUUCAAAUCCUGCAGUACGUUCGAGCAAUGGUUCAAUGCUCCUUUCGCGACCACCGGCGAGAAGGUGGAACUCAAUGAAGAGGAAACUAUUUUGAUUAUUCGCCGUUUGCACAAAGUCUUGCGACCUUUCUUGUUAAGACGCUUGAAGAAAGAGGUAGAGUCACAGUUACCCGAUAAAGUGGAAUACAUCAUCAAAUGUGACAUGUCUGGCUUACAAAAAGUUCUUUACAAACAUAUGCAGAGUAAAGGUGUAUUGCUAACCGACGGAUCGGAAAAGGGAAAACAAGGAAAGGGCGGUGCCAAGGCUCUUAUGAAUACAAUCGUACAGCUGAGAAAAUUAUGCAAUCAUCCAUUUAUGUUUCAAGCUAUUGAAGAGAAAUAUUGCGAACACGUAGGCACACAAGGCUCUGGUGUUAUUACUGGCCCCGAUUUAUACCGUGCAUCUGGAAAAUUCGAACUUCUCGAUCGUAUUCUUCCCAAACUGAAGGCUACGAAUCAUAGAGUAUUACUGUUUUGUCAAAUGACUCAAUUAAUGACAAUUAUGGAAGAUUAUCUGAGUUGGCGUGGAUUUAUGUAUCUGCGACUGGACGGCACAACAAAGGCAGAGGACAGAGGAGAUCUGUUAAAAAAAUUCAACGAUCCCGGAUCGGAAUACUUUCUUUUCUUAUUAUCUACACGUGCAGGUGGUCUAGGUUUGAAUCUUCAAGCUGCCGAUACAGUCAUCAUCUUCGAUUCCGAUUGGAAUCCACAUCAGGAUUUGCAAGCUCAAGACAGAGCGCACAGAAUUGGACAGAAGAACGAAGUGCGCGUGCUCCGAUUAAUGACUGUCAAUUCUGUCGAAGAGCGAAUAUUAGCAGCGGCCAGAUAUAAGUUAAAUAUGGACGAGAAAGUUAUUCAAGCUGGUAUGUUCGAUCAGAAGUCCACCGGAUCGGAACGACAGCAGUUCCUUCAGAGUAUUUUACAUCAAGAUGACGCUGAUGAUGAAGAGGAAAACGAAGUGCCCGACGACGAGACAGUGAAUCAAAUGAUCGCUAGGACGGAAGGUGAAUUCGAGAUAUUCCAGAAAUUAGAUUUGGAACGACGACGCGAGGAGGCCAAAUUGGGUCCAAAUCGCAAAUCACGGUUAUUGGAGGAAGCUGAGCUGCCUGAUUGGCUAGUGAAGGAUGACGACGAGGUUGAAAGAUGGACCUACGAAGAAGAUGAAGACAGAUUUCUCGGAAGAGGUUCGAGGCAACGUAAAGAAGUUGAUUAUACGGACAGUUUAACCGAAAAAGAAUGGUUGAAGGCGAUCGAUGAUGAUGGCGCCGAGUACGAAGAAGAAGAGGAAGACGAUAAAAAGAAGAAAAAAACCCGAAAACGAAAAAAGAAAGGCGAGGAGGACGACGAGCCUAUGCCGAAGAAACGAAGAGGAGGCAGUUCUUUGGUCGAUCCUAAAAUGAAACGAGCUAUGAAGAAAUUAAUUACCUUGGUCGUUAAUUAUACAGAUAGCAGUGAUGGCCGAUUAUUGAGUGAACCUUUUAUGAAAUUACCCUCUCGAAGAGAAUUACCGGAUUAUUACGAAAUCAUUAAGAAACCUUUGACUAUUAAUAAAUUGUUACAAAAAAUCGAGGAAGGCAAAUAUGCUGAUUUAGACGAGCUUGAGAAGGAUUUUAUGCAACUUUGUAAGAAUGCUCAAAUUUAUAACGAAGAAGCAUCUUUGAUUCACGAAGAUUCAAUAGUAUUGCAAUCCGUUUUUACAAAUGCACGUCAGCGCCUUGAGGAGGAGGGUAAUAAUUCCGACGGAGAUGAUAAAGAUGGCGAAGAAGGCUCAGACGCAGAUUCUAGUGUAAGAAUGAAAAUUAAACUUAAAGGAAGAAAAGGCGAGGGAAGAGGCGGUCGUAGAAAGAGAGUUACUAAGAAGUAUAUAUCCGACGAUGACGAUGACGCGGAUGAUAAUUAAAAAAUAUAACUUUUUAAGAACCGACGACGAGAAAUAUAUAAGUAAAGUAGUUUAAGUAUUUACUUGGAAUUAUAUUUAAAAUUUCGUUAUAAUAUGUUAAUAUAAUAAAAUCUUUUAAAAGUACAAUCACAAGGAAUGUGACCUAUAGCAGAGAAAAAUAUUGCUAUAUCAUUUAGGCAGGUAUAAAACGGUACGCGCUGUACCAUUGUAAACUUUUAAUUAGUAAAACUCGUGAUAGAUAACGUGAAUAUUAUUAUAAAUCUAUAUAUGUAGAGAGAUCUGGGUACACAAACAUUAACUGUAUUACUUUAUUUGAGUUUGCGAAUAGCAAAUAGCUACAGUACUACUGUACAGAAGAAAGAUUAGCUGUUUAAGAUUUACUUCAGAUAUUCUUGUUUUAAUUUCUUACUGCUUUUGCGAUAUGUGAAGUUGAAUCAAGUAUUAUAUUUGAUCGCUAAAAUAUUUUGAAUUUUAAUUCUUUAUAUCAUUAUUAGAAAUAGCGCAUCGAUAAUACAUUGCUUAAAUACAUUGCUCUCUGUGUAUCUCGUCGGAAUAAAUUAUAAUUAUAUCAAAUUUCUAUAAAUGAUCGGAGAUAUACAGCAUGUAAAGAGGAAAUCUUCAAGUUGCUAAAAAAAAAUAUAUAUAUAUAAUAUCGUAUAAUAUUACAUUUUGUGAAUAUUUGUGAUGCAGUUGGAACUGUGUGGAUACAUUGAAAUGUUAUCCAUUAUUAUUAAUAUUUGGCCAAUAAUAUAUGAGGAUUGACAUUACCAUCGAUUAUUAUUAUUAUUUUUAUUAUUAUUAUUAUUAUUGCCACAGUUUCUAUAUUUUAAUGUUUAAAGAUUUAUACAUAAAUCGGUUAUUAUACAAAAUAUGCCAAAGACUUCCCGUGAUAUUAAUUAAUGGCAAAUUUUUUUCUAUUGGGACAAAAAUCUAAUUAAUCAAUUUUAAAUAUUUUUCACUUAAAAAUUAUAAUAUUGAAUAAAAAAAAUCUGUUUUCUUUUUAUCGGAAGGAACUCGUUUCAACCCAAUAGUUUUGACAUUUGAUAAUAGAAUUUUUAAACAAAGUGUUGUAGUCUUUUCAUAAAAAAAUCAAACUCGUGUAUCUCGUUUAUAGAAUUUUAUAUUUCUUUAAUUAAACACUGCAGAAAACAAAUUUCUUGACUUUUACUAUAUACUAAUUACAUGAGCAAGCACUCAUACUGUAUUACUCUGGCAAGUAACACUGAUGAGGAAUUUUAUCAUAAGCAAUUUGAUUUGCAAGACAUCUGUCGAAACUUUAUUCGACAAAACAGCUAUUAUAUUGAAUUAUCCGGAAAUGGUUAAUCAUCUGAAUCAUCAAGAAUCGUAAUGACUAUCACGGUGAUUUUGUACAAUUCUCGCGUAACGAUGAUUUUAAAUAUUGUACUUUAAUUAUGAGUGAUCAUGCUUCUGAUAUACAGUAUUCGUCAUUGAUGAAUAUAUAUAUAUACACCAUAGCAGAAUAUAUGAAUAUCAUGUGAUAUAUUUGUAUUAGAAUUUCAACUUUUGAUUUUUUAUAUAUAUAUAUAUAUAUAUAUAUAUAUAUAUAUAUAUAUAUAUAUAUAUAUAUAUAUUAGAGAUUAAAUAUACUUAGUCAUUGCAUUGGCACGUAAUGAAUUUAUUAUUUUCUUCAGAUUUAUAGCGUGUGAUAACGGAAUGUAUAAUUCUAUGUGCGCAAGGGUAAUAUAAUGCGCAAAGGUAAUAUAAUUAAAAGUAUUGGUAAAAAUAAAUUACAAUAUACUAAACCAACUGCGUUAAGUACGAAUAAUGUGAGAAUAUUUAACAGAGUUACAUAAAAAAGCGAACAAAAUCUUACAAGUAUCAUUUUGAGAUCUUCAUUAUAAUUUUCCUAUGUGAAAUUAUUUUCUCGAAAUAAAAAAAAAAAAAUUCUUUGCACUUGA